UAUGGUUGAGUAGAUAUUUUAUAAAAAGAAGUAGACUUCUCUUGGCAAUUCAAAUAAUAAUUAGUAACAAAUCAGCAUACGAUAGUACAAAAACUAGAUGAUAGACCCAAAAAAACAAUAAGAAAAUGUAAAAUAAAGACCGGAGAUCUGUACCAUAAAUGAUGAUUGACUAAUCCAACCUGUUCAAUUUAAUUUCAAAUUAAAUAUACUGACCACUCCUAAAAUAAUAAUUGCCACUUUCGAUCCUUCAAUCCAAUCUCUCAGCCCUUCGCCGAAAUCUGAAAUGAGAUGCCGCCGCCACCACUACCAUCACCACCGCUCUCUUUCCUCCUCCUCCUCCUCCUGCUGCUGCUGUGUUAUUUAUCUUCCUGUUUUGCCCUGGACUUUCUCUUUAAUUCCUUCAAUACCACUAACCCGGACGUCAUUCUAAUCGGCGAUGCCCGGGUAGACUCAUCGGUCAUACGGCUCACCAACGACACAAAUCAAUAUUCACUUGGUCGUGUCUUUUACCCAUCGAGAAUUCGAAUGAAGCCGACUCAAAACUCUACUACUCUCUCUUCAUUUUCAACUUCCUUUGUUUUCUCUGUUUUACCAGAGAUCGCUACGAGUCCAGGCUUUGGCCUCACUUUUGUUCUCUCAAACUGGACAAACCCACCUAAUGCUAUUGCCAGUCAGUACUUUGGCCUGUUCACAAAUAGCACAGUACCUUCUCAAGCUCCACUACUUGUUGUAGAAUUUGAUACUGGGCGAAAUCCUGAAUUCAAUGACCCAGAUGGGAAUCAUAUUGGGAUCGAUUUGAAUAAUAUUGAAUCUAUCGCAACAGAGCCUGCUGGAUAUUAUAAUUCAUCUGAUGAUUUUGUUCCGCUAGCUAUGAAUACUGGGCAGAAUGUUCAUGCUUGGAUUGACUUCGAUGGUACUAAUCUUGAGAUCAAUGUUACGGUAGCGCCUAUUGGUGUGUCACGUCCUUCUGUUCCUACCUUGUCCUAUAAAAAAUCUAUAAUUGCUAAUUACGUUUCUUCUGAUAUGUUUUUCGGGUUUUCGGCUUCCAAAACUACUUGGGUUGAGGCACAAAGGAUUUUGGCUUGGAGUUUUAGUGAUACUGGGAAUGCUAGAGACAUCAAUACUACAAAUUUGCCAGUUUUUAUGCUACCUUCAUCGUCUAAUUCUUUAUCAGCUGGAGCUAUUGCUGGGAUUACAAUUGGUUGUGUUGCUUUUGUGCUCAUUUGUGCUUAUGGGUUUUACUGGUUUUGGUUAAAGAAGAAGUUUAAUAAUCAAGAAGAGGAUGAGAUGGAAGAUUGGGAACUUGAGUACUGGCCUCAUAGGUUCUCCUACGAAGAACUAACCCAAGCUACAAACGGAUUCUCCAAAGAUCAGCUUCUGGGUUCAGGAGGUUUCGGGAAAGUAUACAGAGGAACACUGUCAAACAACACAGAAAUUGCAGUCAAAUGCGUAAACCACGACUCCAAGCAAGGUUUAAGAGAAUUCAUGGCAGAGAUAUCAAGCAUGGGCAGACUUCAACACAAAAACCUAGUCCAAAUGCGAGGAUGGUGCAGAAAAUCAAACGAACUCAUGCUUGUUUACGAUUACAUGCCUAAUGGCAGUCUGGACCGCUACAUAUUCAACUCAACCAACAAAUCUUUAAACUGGCAGAAACGUCGCCAGAUCCUCUCAGACGUAGCAGAAGGACUAAACUAUCUCCAUCACGGAUGGGACCAAGUAGUAAUACACAGAGAUAUCAAAUCAAGCAACAUUUUAUUAGAUUCAGAAAUGCGAGGCAGACUUGGAGACUUCGGGCUCGCAAAGCUAUAUAGUCACAAUGAGGUGCCCAACACGACACGAGUAGUAGGGACAUUGGGAUACUUAGCGCCAGAGCUGGCAACACUGGCGGCACCAACAGCUGCAAGCGAUGUAUAUAGUUUUGGAGUGGUGAUAUUGGAAGUGGCGUGUGGGAGGAGGCCAAUAGAGAUGGGGAAAGAUGAUGACGAGGAUGAUAGAGUGUUGAUUGAAUGUGUAAGAGAGUUGUAUGUUGAAGGAAAAGUUGUUGAGGCUGCUGAUGAGAGGAUUCAAGGAGAGUAUGGUGUUGAGGAAAUGGAGAUGGUCUUGAAACUUGGGUUGGCUGCUUGUCACCCUGAUCCUCAAAGAAGGCCUACCAUGAAGGAGGUUGUUGCUGUUCUCGUUGGAGAGGAUGCUGCUGCUGCACCGGCGGAGUUGCUGACUGAAUUGGCUCGUGGAGGCGGCGCCGGUGGGGAAGGAGCUUCCAGCCACCACCACCACCACCAGCGGCAUUGACUUUGACUGCCAGUGUGAAUAUGUAUUUCUUUUUUUCUUUUUGUUUUUUGACACGGUUAAUUUAAUUAAGUUUUUGUCAGAUAAUAACAAAGAAAAGUCAUUGCUUUGA
Messenger RNA from Ricinus communis (castor bean), 2398 nucleotides. Its product is annotated as L-type lectin-domain containing receptor kinase S.1. NCBI's taxonomy places the organism in Eukaryota, Viridiplantae, Streptophyta, Magnoliopsida, Malpighiales, Euphorbiaceae. Bases 289 to 2289 code for a protein of 666 amino acids. Gene Ontology annotation, biological process: protein phosphorylation. Gene Ontology annotation, molecular function: ATP binding; protein kinase activity; carbohydrate binding. Gene Ontology annotation, cellular component: plasma membrane. The record is from RefSeq and is a predicted model, not a curated record. The transcript has a single exon.